Molecule: messenger RNA, 522 nt
Organism: Trypanosoma theileri
Lineage: Eukaryota; Euglenozoa; Kinetoplastea; Trypanosomatida; Trypanosomatidae
Exons: 1
Coding region: 1-522 (173 amino acids)
Source: RefSeq, a predicted model, not a curated record
AUGAAUCAACUGGAGUUAUUUGUUGCUAGUUCAGAAAGUGCCAGAUCGGAUGCUUGGCGUUAUCUUCGGCGAAUGAGAGAAUUAGACUCUCGUAUUGAAGAAGACAUGAACCGUCUCCGUGAAAUUGCACAACUUUUGACGUCUUCAACUUCAAGGCAUGAAGUAAAAGAAUCGGAUAAAGAUCAUCCAAAACCAUUGCGUAAAAAUGCCAAACGAGGUCGCCCUCCUCUUUCUAAACACCGUGAUCCUCCCAAGGUGGAUGUGGUAAACUUGACUGUAGAUGAAAAUAGCAUAUCGUCUGAUACCUCUGUUAUAUCUAUAGAACCUCAUAGGGCUCAAAUGCUUGUUGAAUAUCGUUUAUGCCGACGUCGGGUCUUACGACAGGCACUAGAGAGGGAGAAGGUUGCAGAGGAAUUAAAGUCGUGUGGGGCUGAGAUGUCUGAGUGCCUGGCUGCACGUAUGGAACAAUUCUCAGAGACAUUGCAAAAAACAGGGGGUUUGCCUACAGAUGCUUCUUCCUAG